Molecule: messenger RNA, 780 nt
Organism: Pecten maximus
Lineage: Eukaryota; Metazoa; Mollusca; Bivalvia; Pectinida; Pectinidae
Product: piggyBac transposable element-derived protein 4-like
Exons: 1
Coding region: 1-780 (259 amino acids)
Source: RefSeq, a predicted model, not a curated record
AUGUCCAAAGACAGAUUUCAGUUGAUAUUAUCUAAUCUACAUCUUGUAGAUAAUGAUGAGGAUCAGGGUACAGACAGAUUGUACAAAGUCAGGCCUUUCAUCAGCAUGGUGAAAUCUUCAUUUCAGGUAUAUGAACCUGAGGAAGAGCUUAGUUUUGAUGAAGGCACCUGUCCCUUCAAAGGGAGAGUUAGGGUUCGUGUGUAUAAUCCUAUGAAACCUAACAAAUUUGGUAUCAAGGUAUACCAAAUCAGUGAAGCCAGGAGUGGCUACUGUGUUGGGUUUGAUGUCUAUGAUGGGUCUGAGGGAUGUACCUCGUAUGUUGAGGCUUUAGACCUGGACCCUGAGGAGCUAUCAACUACAACUAAGGUGGUAGUAGGUCUUCUUUCUAGUUGUGGACUUUUACAAAAAGGCCACAAAGUUUAUAUGGACAAUUAUAAUAAUAGUCCUGAACUGUUCGAAGAAUUAGAACUGUUGCAGACUUACGCUGCAGGAACAGUUCGGAUCAACCGAAAAGGUAUGCCCCGAGUGUUUGGUGUUGUGAAAAACCUAAAACCUGGUGAAGUAAUUUUCAGACGUCGGGGUAACCUUUUGGCUGUGAAAUAUCAUGACAAAAGGGAUGUUCAUGUUAUUUCUACAUUUCACAGAGCCACAAUGUAUGUGCAAGAACACCUGAACAGAAACAGGGAUGUCGUUAGGAAACCCACCGUGAUUUCUGACUAUUGUAAAUUAUUGGUGGUGUUGAUCUUACAGAUCAAAUUGCACAAUAUUAUGAGGUUCUAA